AGACCCAAAAACUAGUGACGAACUGAUUUAAGAGCUUUUGCCGGCUCAAGAGGAAAAUCAAGAAUCCUUGAAAGUGAAACAAAUUGUAGAAAAACUUCGCCAGACUAGUAACUCGAGGUAGAAGAUUUUUCAGUUCUGUGAUGAAAAAUUGUUGUUGAGAGAAAAGGAUAAAAAUGGAACUGGAAAAGGGUGUUCAGAGAUGGAUUGUAGACAUCUCAAAGUGGAAUCCUUCUCCAGAUUACUUCGCCUCUGUGAUGUCAUUUCUUCCCCAGCAUGAGCAUUCUCCUAUAACCAGGUUUGUGAAAAUGGAAGACCGAAAAAGGGCGCUUGUAAGCAGGCUAUUGCAGUACGCACUUGUGCAUCAGGUGCUGGGUAUUCCAUACGAUGAAAUUAUCAUCAGGCGAACGGUUGAGGGUAAACCCUAUUUGGAAUAUGAUGACAAGACCGGCACAUUUCCAAAUUUUAAUUUUAACACUUCCCAUGAUGGCAAUUUUGUGGCAAUUGCUUCUGAACCUGUAUGCCUUGUUGGAUUAGACAUUGCUAAUUGUUCUAUUCCCAUGAAGGAGUCAGUUGACAAGUUCAUUCAGAACUUCCUAUCUUACUUCUCAAAUUUAGAAUGGUCUGACAUUAUGAAAGCUGACUCCUCUUACGAUAAGUUGAAUAGGUUCUACAGAUACUGGUGUCUGAAGGAAGCAUUUGUCAAGGCCAUAGGUGUUGGUGUGGGGAAAAGGUUGGACAAUGUUGAGUUUCAUCAUUCUGACUGGAAUGACAUAUUUGUCAUUGUUGAUGGUAAAGAAUUCAACAAUUGGAGAUUUUGGCUUCUUGAAAUGGGAGAAAAUCAUUUGGUCUCUAUUGCCAGGGGUCACCCAGCUACUGCCACCACAAAUUACAGAACAACUUUAAAACAGACAGAAUUUGGUGAGAAAGAGUACAAACUGGGACUUAAUCUUCCGAGUGCACACUUCAUGUUCCGAAUGGUUGAAGACCUUUUACCAGUCUCCAUUGUAGCUUGUCAUCACUACAUGGACCGGAUAGACAUAGUUUCUGAAGAUGGAGGGUGAAAGGUUCAAAUAGCUGCAUUGGACAGGAAACGUAAUUUUAGUCAAUUUGGUUAAUUGGCCAGCUCAUCUGCAGGACAUCACUGGAUUAGUCCCUCGGUUGUUGCAUUGCACAAGGCAGGUCAUCUUGUGUGAUUUCGUUGACUAACAAUACCAGAGUUCUGGAUCCGGUUUUGCAAAGCUCACCCCUACCCUGCAAUAUGAAACUGCUAGCUUGAUGCUAUGAAUGGUCAUAGCUGCUGAGCCACUCGGCACUUGUUCUGAAGGUUAACUUUGCCAGAUUAAUUCAUUGUUACACAAGGAGACAUUCAAACUGACCCAACCGUGUACAUAUUAUAGUGCCAAAGUUGACUUCAAUGCAGUUGCUGCCCAGUAACUUCAUCCAUCUUAUAAUCUUCCUUUACUAGUAUUUCUUUGUGCAGAAUGAUUCUGCCUUGUGUAGUGCACUUGAUAACUGAUUGCCGUUGCUCAGAUGAGGUGUCUACGAACUGGUAAUGUUUUGUAAAUAUACAGCUAAAAACAACAAUUUUGGAAGUAAAAGUUCUUGCAGUCUGGCUA
Messenger RNA from Coffea arabica (coffee), 1616 nucleotides. RefSeq lists its product as uncharacterized. Gene Ontology annotation, cellular component: cytosol. Lineage: Eukaryota; Viridiplantae; Streptophyta; Magnoliopsida; Gentianales; Rubiaceae. Gene Ontology annotation, molecular function: holo-[acyl-carrier-protein] synthase activity; magnesium ion binding. The record is from RefSeq and is a predicted model, not a curated record.